AUGGAUUUGUCGGUCGCCGCUGCCGUAGGAUCCUUCGUGGUGUCCGAAAGAGUUUUGAAACCAAAGGCCACAGCUCUUGUCAUUCUGGGUUGUCUCCUCGCGUACGAUUUGAAAACGAAGACGCACGAUGUAUCAUCAUUGCGUGUAUAUCGUGGUCCUGCAUUGCUUGCUUUCACAUUAAUGAUGGCUGCCUACUCACUGCGUACAUGGAGACGAAAUGGGGUUGCAUGUGAUGAAUUACUGUUUCUGCCGGGGACAGUUCAUGGUCACGAAAACGGUGUCGAAGGUCCACUGAUUGAGAUGACAACGCCAAGCGAAGACGAGGACCAGGCCGAGGCCGAUAUGGCUGCUGGCGGAUCACAAAUGGUGGGAAAACCAAGAUGGAGCACUAUGAGAAGAAGAACUCUUUCGCAGGACGAAGAUGACUCUACUGAGGAACUACAGGCUCUGGCCUCCUCAAGUUGGACUGAAAACGAAGGCAACCAAGGAAGCUUCGAUCAAGGUGACAUGGACGGUACCGAUAUUGAUGGUGAAGGAAUGGGGAUUAGAAUGGAUUCGUCGGAAGAAACAACGCUGCUAUCUGAACCCCGAGGAAUCAUUCAACGGUUUCGCGAAAAUCACCCAAAAUUAGACAAACUGUGGACUCUCUUUUUCGACCGAGCGACAUCUGCUGGAUCACCAAGUGCAACUUAUGCUCCUUCUGGUCCAGCUGUUUUCGGUGCUGGCUUGGACUUGAGUAUGCCAGUUUUAUUCAAUUUUCAUCUAUAUAUAGAGGCAUACAACCAUAUACAAGGUCCAGCAGGCGAGACCCCAGCAAAAAUUCUGCCAGUGAUUUUCUUGAGUGUCUUGAUGGUGCGAACCGUUGUUCCACCUAGUAGAAGGUUCAGGUUUUGGAAUACGCUGAAAUUCACUUUCACAGCACCACUACAUUAUGUUCGGUUUCGGGAUGAAUUUAUUGGGGAGGUGAUGACAUCAUGGAUUCGACCAGGGCAGGAUCUUUUCUUUGCCAUUUCGUACUACCUGACUGUUAUUUGGGGUACAGUAUCAGGGAAAUACGGACUUGAACAAUGUGGUGCCAUCCUCGAAGAUUCAUGGCUUUUGCACAACGUUAUCCUGCCGUCCUUGGCAAUCCUUCCAUUAUGGCUCAAAUACUUGCAAACGCUUCGUCAAGCCUAUGACAAUAACAAACGUUGGCCGUACCAAGCAAAUUCCCUGAAGUAUUUGAGUGCAACACUGGUAAUCAUCUACGGGGUCACCCAUCCUGACGAAAGGCACCACCCAUUUUGGGUUGCCUCAUUCGUAUUAGCCCUUUUGUAUCAAAUCCUUUGGGAUGUCGUCGUGGACUGGGAGCUAUUUGAAAUUCAGCGGGACAUUCCCGUUGAGGUUGAUUCAGAUACUUGUCUUUCUCGAAUCAACAGCAUGACAUCUUCCUCUCAGAUAGUUGUCAUGCUUCAGACCCAAAUUCUCCAACCGGUAGCGAAUGCAUACCAACGGAUUCCUAGCUUUGGAAGGAUUCGUUUACGACAGAAACGCUUGUACAAGACCGAAAACUUCUACUAUAAGAUUCUGGCGUACAACAUAAUCAUGCGAUUCACUUGGAUGGUAUGUCUAAUUCCUUCUUACCACGUCUCGAGGCGGAAAGAGACAGUAUUGACAGACACAAGCGAUAUCAAUAGUUACUGGGGUGUUUUGCUCCCCAUUGCCGAGAUCGUGCGACGAACUCUUUGGGGAUUUCUCUUUGUGGAGCGAGAGACCAUUCGAUUGAUGGAAGCUGAUUCCAAGUACUCUGUGGAAAUAGAAGAAGAAGAAUCUGACGAAGACGAAGAAGGAUCGAAAUAUAAUGUUCGAUCACAGCUGAUGCCAACUUGGCUAGACAACCAACAACAAGUUGCUCACAAUGCAGCAACAUCAAGGGCUAAACAAAGAGCCGAGUGGAUGCAGCGGUUGUUUGUUUUGGAACUUUAUGUCUGGGCAGCUGCUUUUGUUAUUCUAGGAUGCUGGGUAGCUAGUUAG
Messenger RNA from Cylindrotheca closterium, 2013 nucleotides. Lineage: Eukaryota; Bacillariophyta; Bacillariophyceae; Bacillariales; Bacillariaceae. The record is from the annotation of a GenBank genome assembly.